Messenger RNA from Phragmites australis (common reed), 1836 nucleotides. Its product is annotated as glycerol-3-phosphate 2-O-acyltransferase 6-like. Gene Ontology annotation, molecular function: phosphatase activity; glycerol-3-phosphate 2-O-acyltransferase activity. The transcript is spliced from 2 exons. The record is from RefSeq and is a predicted model, not a curated record. Gene Ontology annotation, biological process: cutin biosynthetic process. Gene Ontology annotation, cellular component: membrane. Lineage: Eukaryota; Viridiplantae; Streptophyta; Magnoliopsida; Poales; Poaceae. Bases 210 to 1715 code for a protein of 501 amino acids.
AUCCAUGUACCAACGUGAUACAUCUUGCCAGUCGGAUUCGGAUCAGCAAUCCUGCUCUGACUCUAGACCUCAGCUCUCUGAUCGGGUUAGGAGGAGUUGGAGUGCUGGGCUAUAUAUAAUCCUCCACCAGCGCCGAUCCCUUAACCUCUCGCCAAGUCUCCAUCUUUUCCAUCUCGCCGCCGCCGCCGACAACAAGAGCAGCGACCACCAUGCCCGUGGCUGCGGCGAGGUUCCCGCCGGUGUCGGCCUACGACACGUCGGGGCGGGCGCGGCGCACCGUCGCGGCGGACCUGGACGGCACGCUGCUGGCGUCAUCCUCGGCAUUCCCCUACUACUUCCUCGUGGCGUUCGAGGCGGGCUCCUACUUCCGCGCGCUGGCGCUCCUGCUCACGGCGCCGCUCCUGCUGCUGCUCUACACGGCCUUCUCCGAGUCCGCCGCCAUCGCGCUCCUCGUCUUCAUCACCUUCGCGGGGCUCCGGGUGCGCGACGUCGAGGCCGUCGCGCGGGGCGUGCUCCCCAGGCACUACGCCGCGGCCGUGCGCGCCGACACGUGGGCCGUGCUCCGCGGAUGCGCCGAGCGCCGGGUUGUGAUCACCGCGUCCCCUGCCGUGAUGGUGGGGGAGUUCGUCAGGGAGUUCCUCGGCGCCGAGGUGGCCGGGACCGAGCUCGAGACCUGCGACGGGGGCAGGCGGUUCACGGGCCGAAUCAAGGCCGUGCUCGUCGGGGAGAGGAAGAAGGAGGUGGUUGAGAGGCUCUUCGCCGAUGGGGACAUGCCAGACGUCGGGCUCGGCGACCGCGAGAGCGACCACGACUUCAUGGCCAUCUGCAAGGAAGCUUACAUGGUUCCGCCUGACAAGCGCGCGCCGCGGGCGGCAGCCGACUCGUUGUUGUCCCGUGCCGUCUUCCACGACGGCCGCCUCGUCCGGCGCCCGGACCCGGCGCACGCGCUCUUCGUGCUCGCCUACCUCCCCGUCGGCGUCCUCCUCGCGCUCCUCCGCAUCUUCUUCUACAAGCUCCUCCCGGUGCGCCUCGUCCGCCACGCCUUCCACCUCACCGGCAUCCGCCUCUCCAUCCGCGGGACGCCUCCCCCGGCGCCGCGCCCGGGCGCCCCGGGCUCGUUCUUCAUCUGCAACCACCGCACCUUGCUGGACCCGGUCAUCAUCUCCGUCGCGCUAGGCCGACCGGUCACCUGCGUCACCUACAGCGUGAACCGGCUGUCGACGGCGAUUUCCCCCAUCCGCUCGGUGGAGCUGGCGCGGGACAGGAAGGCCGACGCGGCGCGCAUGGCGGCGCUGCUGGAGGAGGGCGACGUGGUGGUGUGCCCGGAGGGGACGACGUGCCGGGAGCCGUUCCUGCUACGGUUCUCGGCACUGUUCGCGGAGCUGACGGACCGUAUCGUGCCGGUGGCGCUGGAGGCGCUGCAGAGCACGUACUACGGGUCGACGGCGAGGGGGUGGAAGUGGCUGGACCCUUACUUCUUCUACAUGAACACACGGCCAGGGUACAAGGUGACGUUCCUGCCGGCGCUGCGGCCGGAGGAGACGUGCGGGAGGAGUGCCGUGGACGUGGCCAAUCACGUGCAGAGGGUGAUCGCCAAGGAGCUCGGGUUCCAGUGCACCGCCCUCACCAGGAAGGACAAGUAUAUGAAGCUCGCCAGCAACGGCGGCACGGUCAACAAGGCCAAGGACGAUAGUGCCUCCAGGAAGUUUGUAUGAAGGGCAAAUUCUUGCAACAGUGUAACUACGUACUCCAUAAGCAGCACGCACAUAAAGUACUGUAUGUCAGUAUGUGUGUUUACUAACACGGAGCAUUUAGGCCCCUUUUGGCAGCUCCCAA